AUGCAUACUGGCCUCUUAAAAUUCCGGAUAGGUUACAAAGACCAUCUGCAUGUCCAAGACCUCGGCUGCUCCAUGAAAUACGCUGGGUCCUCUCGUCUUGGGGUUCAGCUAAGGAAAUGCGGUCCAGACAUGUUUGUACGGGAUAUACAGUCUUCGCUGGUAACUGUCCCGUCGGUACCAUUGGACGCUUCCCUUUAUAGAACCAUCUAUAUACUCUCAAAACUUCCCGAAAUCCCACAUCUGCCCCAUAGCCAAAUGCGCCAGCGAGAGAACGACCUUAUCAUCAGCUGUCGCACCUCUGCAAUGCAGAUUCUCCUCCCACGAGGCUUUAGAAGCUACGAUGCCAGCCCAGCGAGUCAUUUCGACGAACACGACGAGUUGUUCUUCACCACAGGCAACGCAUGCCAGAGUUGGUGUUUUAUACGAUUCGAAGGUGAAAGUUUGCGCAAAGGAAUAACAAUCAGCGUGUCUUGCUUCUUCUUGUGUAUAAACUGGAACAGCCGGCCACAAGAACUAGUUUCCACCCUCUUCAACGGGAGUAGCUGUGACCCAAUUUUGAUAUCUCAGUUUAUCGCGGGAGUGGAGCAUGAACAACACAACAGAAUGCCUCCGGCAAUGCGUGACCUGGAUGUGUUUGGCAUCCCAGUGCAGGAUAGUGUGGUCUUAAAGGAAAGGGGCUCCACGUUGAGGAUAUCGCAUUCUAUACGGAAAGUUCUCCAACCAGAUGUCUGUAACAAUGAGAUGUACCAAGUGGACAUCACUUUAGCAGACUCUUGA
Messenger RNA from Hyaloscypha bicolor E, 777 nucleotides. RefSeq lists its product as uncharacterized. Lineage: Eukaryota; Fungi; Ascomycota; Leotiomycetes; Helotiales; Hyaloscyphaceae. Bases 1 to 777 code for a protein of 258 amino acids. The record is from RefSeq and is a predicted model, not a curated record. The transcript has a single exon.